Molecule: messenger RNA, 1785 nt
Organism: Didymosphaeria variabile
Lineage: Eukaryota; Fungi; Ascomycota; Dothideomycetes; Pleosporales; Didymosphaeriaceae
Exons: 2
Coding region: 1-1785 (594 amino acids)
Molecular function (GO): phosphatidylinositol binding
Source: RefSeq, a predicted model, not a curated record
AUGUGGACGAAGACGAAGACCAGCAGCAAGGCCGGGUUCGACAAGCUGUACGGACUGGUGGACAAAUUAGGCCCGCCUGUCAAUCGCCUUAGCAACAAACUAGGAUCCGAAGCUUUCUGGCCCACGACCCUCGACAAAGAGAGCGACAAGGCUGCGCGCAUCCUCAAAAGCUUCUGCAAGGAUGGCUUCUACCAGGAGGAGGAACGGCCUACCACAGAGGGCCCGAAAUCUAAACAGAAAGUGCUCAAGAAGAUACCGACAGAGGUGAUCAAGAAUGCCAAAGCUCUCGCCAUUUUCACCACCAUGCGCACCGGUCUUUGGUUCUCCGGAGCCGGUGGAAGCGGCAUCCUCAUUGGCCGAACGGAAGACGGUACCUGGUCACCACCCUCAGGCAUCAUGUUACAUACCGCCGGCUUGGGUUUCUUAGCCGGUAUCGACAUAUACGACUGCGUUGUUGUUAUCAAUACACAGCAAGCGCUCGACGCCUUUUCCAAGAUUCGAUGUACGCUCGGCGGAGAAGUCAGCGCAGUUGCCGGGCCUGUUGGGGUGGGUGGAGUCUUGGAGACGGAAGUUCACAAGCGGCAGGCUCCCGUAUUUACAUACAUGAAGUCGCGGGGCCUAUACGCCGGCGUUCAGGUCGACGGCACCAUCAUAAUAGAGCGCACAGAUGAGAACGAGCGUUUCUACGGAGAGCGGAUAGCUGUUGGUGAUAUCUUGAAAGGCAAAGCUCGUCACCCGCCUUAUGAGAUCAAGAGGCUGCAUGAGACUAUCAAAGCUGCACAGGGAGACGCAGAUUUUGACGAGUCACUGAUUCCGAGUGAGCCGCCCCCGGCUGACUACGAGAUUGAGGCCCCCACAGACAAGACCUUUGGCGUUCCUGAUAAAGAAGACCCGGACCCUUAUGGAGUACUAGCACUGCAGGAGGCGGGCUUGGAUAUCAAGGAAGCGGGCACUCACAAGCGGCCCACCAGUGAGCAGUUCGAGUUCAACCCAGCUCCGACCAGUCCUAUUUACUCAACAUUCAGACGAAGCUUCGAUCGCUCAAGCUUUGAUGGCCGAAGCGUCAGCAGAAGGUCCUCAUGGAGGACCAGCACUAUUAGCAGUGUCCUAGAACCGCGGACACCGUCGAAAAUGGUGGAUACGAGCACACAGACGGACACAGACGCACCCACAUCGAUACAAGUCCCGCCGCCAUUACCUCCACGACAAACUCACACACCUAGCCCUACACUAGCGAACAUUCCCGAAACGAAAAUCAUUGAAGACACACCAACACGCAGGAGUCAAGAAAAUGAAGAGAAACAUGUUGAUUUUACUGCACAGGGUACAGUGCGACAGUCUCAAGCAUUCGAUGAUGUUGAUCUAGACGGCGAAGUCUCGGACGAAGAGGAGCCAAUCAUUGAAGAGAUUCAUCAAGCCGCAGCACCCCAGCCCAUCACCCGCGCUCGCAUUGUCCAAGUCGCCAAGCCUAUCGCACCGAAGCUUCCUCCUAGGAACCCCUUUCGCAAUCGAGGCUCAUACCAAUCGACCACAUCAAAUGAGGAGCCUUUCCGCGACGCCUCAACAGACCCGUCACCUCUAGCUGGUCAAAGUCCGCCAGCUACGCCAUCGCUAAAGGAUGGCUCUUCUGCCUCUUCGAUUGAUGAUUUCGAGCGUCUUGAGCACGUUAAUAAGGAGCUCCACCCGCAUACUUCGCACGAGACUCAAGAGCAGAAGGAGGAGAAAGACGACUUCCAUUCACUCCCAGAGUCUCCUACCAAGGCUGUUCCUGGAGGUUUCCAUUAG